AUUUUUUUUAAAAUCCAAAACAGUGGAGUUUUCAUUUGCUUAUGGAGUGUAGGUGAAAGUAUCAAACUUAUUUUGUUAAAGAUUUACGAUCAUAUUUUGUAUUUAAUACAGUUUUCAUGAUGAAAGAUCAAUAGAAGUGGUGUAAGGAGAUUGGUUUCUUUCGCGUGGAGCUCCAAGAGAAGUAGUGCUGAGGCCCAAAUCUGAAAAAUAUGGUGGAUUUAAUGGAAUCAAUGUGGAUUCUUAUAACGUGACAGAAAAAUCUCUUUCCUCCCUCGAUUUGCACAAAUGGUCCCCUCAGUUUUCCCCGAGGGGAUGUCGAACUUAAAUAUUUUCGAUCUGUGAUGGGUUGUAUGAGUUCCAAACUGGUGCCCGAGGGCCCGGGGAAUCAAUCAGUCGUACAAGUCUAUAACAAUGAGCGCAACAGAGAUUAUCACAGGAAUCCACAUCAGAAGCAUUCUAAGGACCCACGGGAUUCUGUCGGUCCCCCCGCGGACGGACAGAACGGACAGAGGAAUAACCGAAAAGUGAAAAAGUAUCGUGAUAAGUUUGAUCCACGAGUGACGGCCAAAUAUGAUAUAAAGGCAUUAAUUGGAAGGGGCAACUUUAGUAAAGUUGUCCGAGUUGAACAUAGGGUGACCAAGCAGCCCUAUGCAAUAAAAAUGCUGGACAGAGUGCAAGGGAGGGAAGUUUUCGAAUCGGAGGUAGCGGUCCUUCGACGAGUUAAACACAAUUACAUCAUUCAGUUAAUUGAAGUUUUCGAAACGAAGGAUAAAGUGUACAUGGUUAUGGAAUUAGCAACUGGUGGAGAAUUAUUUGACCGUAUCAUUGCAAAGGGUUCCUUUAGUGAAAAGGAUGCUACAAGGGUACUAACAAUGGUUUUAGAUGGUGUGAAAUACUUACAUGGAUUAGGUAUUACUCACAGAGAUUUGAAACCAGAAAAUUUACUCUAUUAUCAUCCGGGUCAUGAUUCAAAAAUUAUGAUUACUGACUUUGGUCUUAGUGCUACCAAAAAAGGAGCGGAUCAGUUCAUGAGAACCACGUGUGGUACACCCGAAUACAUUGCACCCGAAAUUAUUGCCAGGAAACCUUACACAUGCCAAGUGGACAUGUGGGCAGUUGGAGUGAUAACAUACAUAUUGCUCAGUGGAACAAUGCCUUUCGAUGAUGAGAACAAAACAAGAUUGUAUCGGCUCAUCCUCAAAGCAAAAUACAGCUAUGCCGGGGAGCAUUGGAAGGAUGUGACGCCAUUCGCUAAAGAAUUCAUUGAUAGACUUCUUAUCGUUGACCCCGACCAAAGAAUGACCUCAGACGAGGCUCUGAAUCACCAAUGGCUAACGAAUGCUAACGCCGCCGGCAGCAAAAACCUCCACCGUACGAUUAGCCAAAAUCUCAUUCAUCGUCAGUCUAUCCGAAGCUCCAAGAGUGCCAAGUCCACUCGCUCUACCAAGAGCAACAAAUCAAACCGUUCAGGUCGGUCCCUUCGCUCCGAGCACCGCCGAGUUAUGCCGGAAGAGAUUGAUGAACUACUUCGUGAUCCGGAAGUACAGGCCGACUUGAUGUCCAUUGGUUGAAAAUAAGGACGACUGGAUUCAAACUUUUGAAUAUUAUUAUUUCUUCACUAAAUCAGGGUCAGUAGCACAACGUCUAGAAAUACAUCAGUCACGUGGUGCUUUGAAAUCACUUCACUACUUUAUUUAGUUUCGCCAGUUUCGAAAGUUUAAAAGUUAUUUUCCUGGAAGUACAUUGAAUGGUGCGAUGGUCUAUCUUCAAAGCAAUAGGAUGUGAACACAAUGUACCCGAUUUGCAUUAGUGCCAAACAUAUACACCCGUCAGCUGUGAUAUGGUAUUUUAAUUCACGCCACAAAAUACAUGUAGUCCUGCAAAAUAGUACGUGGGAUUUAUCUUAAUCUAAGGGAUCAAACCCUGUUACGUAAGACACUAAUGAGAUUACGACAUUGAUCUUGCUUUUUGGUAUUUCUAUUUAUAUAAAACAUAAUCCGAUUCGGAUUUUUUGACUACUGAUAUAAAACAACAGUUACAAUUUAAGAAGACUUAAAAAUAAAAAAAACUACAUAGCAGUUUACUCAGUGUAAAUUUCCUCCCACAAUUCUAGUCACGUGAUUUAGUACAUUCGAUUUCCUUAUAAAUUUCAUUUCCUAUUUGUUGUCACCUUGUUUUCACCUUCAUUAGACUAAAAAAAGCUUUUUUGAGGAAAUGAAAUGGAAUAUUGGGUUGUACUUUGUGUAUAUAUGUAAAUUGCUGUUGAACAAACUAUAAUUUUUGCUGCAUUUAUGUUUUAUAUUUAUCUCGUUAUUAAACCAGGGAUUUUUACAUACAAACUAUUUUAAAUAUAAUGAAAAUGAGCAUCAUGGUAUUUUGUAUUCGCUCAUGUUCAUAUCUAGUUACUUAUUUGAUGAUGGUAGAUCUUACGAAAGGAAAGCAUGCUCAUAUGUUUAAGAAUGGCAAAAUGAUGUUUUCUAAUGUUAUUAGUGUUUUUGUAAGUAAGUAAAAAACAUCUAUGAACAUUUUUAUAACAUGCUGAUUUCACACUGUUGGUACAAGGUAUGAAAUAUAAAUAUUGCCAAACGGACGGACGUCAAACUCCGCCCUUAAUUUUAUAAUGACUGGACUGCUGAUUCGUUCAAUUUAAUACAAAGUGCUAUUUUUUUGUUUUUGCCUUAUUUGUUGAACAUUUUUGUUACCGCUGAAAAAAUUGUUUUUCUUUUCUUCUUCUUUUUUUUUUAAAUUUUGUUUUUCCUGUUUAGUGCCAUUUACACUACGGAUAAAUACGAUAUAAAACCUAAUGAUGUAUAGUCCAAGACACAACUAUAGUGCUUCAAAUGUUUGCUACGUAAUAAACAAGAUUUUUAGAAUAAGUAUUUCUGACAGUGAUUCUGAUUCCAAAUAUAUAAUAAACCAGUAAUAUUUUCUCACCUUACGACGCUGUAAAACCAUACUUUUUGUUUUGGUAAAAAAAAAACCCAAGUAUUAUUAGUAUUAUUAUUAUACAUAUUAUUAUUAUGAUCAAUAUUAUUAUUAUUCUGAUAUGUGCCUUAACUCGUCAACACUGAUGGUUUUACUCUGAGCUAGCCGUCCAAAUUCUGACUACUUAUGACAUUUAUUUUUUGUUGCUUAUAGUCAAAGCAUACCGUCCCUUUGAAAAGAAGUUACUGUGCUUGUGAUAAAACUGUUUAUGUUUUUGUAUCUUUUCAACAUCAACAUGUAGAGUGCAUAUAAGCAUUUUGAAACUUCAAAAAAUGUCUGGAAGGCGCUAAAAGAUCUGUGAUUUUAUUUUAUUCUGACAAGAUAUAGUAUUAUAGAGAAAUAUUGUGUUAAUUUUUAUUUCAAUUUUUAUUCAUUAUGGUAUCGCAGUGCUGUUCAUUGUGUAAUGGCCGCACUGAAUAAUACUUGUUAUCACGUGAUUACAAUGUUUUGUAAGUCAUCCCUCUAUCUCAGUAGAUGUUAUAAACUUAAUAAAAUUGAUAUUAAUGAUUAAA
Magallana angulata is the source of this 3497-nucleotide messenger RNA. RefSeq names its product serine/threonine-protein kinase H1 homolog. Gene Ontology annotation, biological process: protein phosphorylation. The record is from RefSeq and is a predicted model, not a curated record. The transcript is spliced from 2 exons. NCBI's taxonomy places the organism in Eukaryota, Metazoa, Mollusca, Bivalvia, Ostreida, Ostreidae. The coding region runs from base 342 to 1571 and encodes 409 amino acids. Gene Ontology annotation, molecular function: protein kinase activity; ATP binding.